UUUAAUUAACACAAAAAUGUCAGAUACUUACGUGCAAAAUCAACAAGAAUUUGCUAUUACGAAUAAUGAAAUAAAUUCAAAAAAUUUUAACAAAAAUGCAGAAUUAAAUAAUAAUGAAAAAGAUGAAGUCAUCGAGGAGUUUAACUUUAGUGAUAGUGAUUUAUUGGAUGACAAUAACGAUAAUAAAGACCAUGUCUGCGCGUUAACCGCCAAUUCUAUAUCGACUACCACAACUGCACUUGAUAACAAUUGCGAACAUUUUAAAGAUAACCAUACAAAGAGCACUGAUAUGAAAGUCGAUGCAUUCAGUAAAGAACAAAAUUUGUCACAAAGUAAUUAUAAAUUUGAACCUACAAUUAGUAACGAUAAGCUCAAAAAUAUACCUAAGAAUCUAGAACUAAAUGAAGAAACGCUAGCGGAAGUUGCAGUAGACUCAUUUUGCCCUAUAACACCAAGAGAAAUAGUAGAUGUGGGAGAAAAAGAAUCUGAUUCAUUCACGCAAGGUAACCUCAUGAAAAGUGGUAGUUGUGCCAGUGUAGGAAGAAUCAAAACUACAUGUGAUAAAAGUAACGAAAACGAUAAAAAUGCAGAUGAUGAUCUUUGCGAUGAAUACGACAUUGAUCCUGACGAAGAGUUGUUAGUACAAUUUUUGGGAGAAGCAAACGAUAUUACUGAGGCUCGAUUGGCUGCCCGCAGACAGGCUCGAGCAGAAGCGCGCGAAAUACGUAUGCGUGAAUUAGAACGACAACAAAAAGAACAAGAGCAAAACGCAGAUCGUAUAUAUGAUAUGCAUACAGCGUCUGGUAUAGAUCCUGUAUCAAGAUCGCGACUAACGUCAGGAAUUGGUGCAUCUCCAAUGAGUUUACUCAAUAGCACGCGUGGGAAUUCAAUGUCUUCGAGGCGCAGUAGUGAAGAUUCUUUAGAAGAAGAAGGCCGCAGUUUAAGAGAUAUACGGCAUGAACUAAAGGAUGUUGAAGAGAGAUUUAGAAAAGCAAUGAUAGCCAAUGCUCAAUUAGAUAAUGAACGAGCUUCUCAAACUUAUCAAAUUCAACUGCUUAAAGACAAACUAGAGGAAGUUGAAGAAUCCUAUGCUCAGUUGCAGCGAGAAUUUAAGGAUAAGUCACGCGAUUACAACACAUUAAAGCGAAAUUUAGAAAAACUUACUGAAGAGCUUCGGCUUGUUGAAGGCCAAUUAAACGAACGUGAUACAUUAAUUGCGGAACAAGGUUUAGUUAUAGUUGCUGUCGAAAACGAUGAUGGUACCGAUGCUAAACGUGCUCUAGUCAGUGCGGAGAACGCUCAACUACUUGGUUCAGUUCAAGGGUCCUUAGACGUUAGACUUAAAAAAUUUAGCGAAGAAAAACAACAGCUUAUAAGUGAAGUACAGCAAUUACAGGAACAAUUAGAAGUUUAUAAAAGUCAAGGAAAAGGUCGUGGUAGCUCUGCAAAUGGUCCCUUAGGUUCCGAAGAUGAUUAUGAGGCACAAAGGGAAGCUAAUAAAAUCAUAUCAGACUGUAAAUAUAAAUUACAAAAAGCGGAACAGGAAAUAGCUAGUCUGCAAGCAAGUUUAGCGCGCUCUGAAACUCAAGUAAUAAGAUAUAAAAGUACAGCCGAAGCGGCAGAGAAAGCGGAAGCAGAACUUAAAAUUGAAAGAAGGAAAUUACAAAGAGAGGAUUAUCUAAUCGUAAACUAUUGGGAUGAGUGUCAUUGCCAGUAGAUAUACGUACCCACAACUAUACUCAUAUAUAUAAAUAUAAAUAUUUAUGCAAUAUUACUUAACCGUAUGGUAUAAAAUGCUUGCAAACUUAUCAAUUUUCU
Molecule: messenger RNA, 1818 nt
Organism: Teleopsis dalmanni
Lineage: Eukaryota; Metazoa; Arthropoda; Insecta; Diptera; Diopsidae
Product: leucine-rich repeat flightless-interacting protein 2-like
Exons: 6
Coding region: 17-1717 (566 amino acids)
Biological process (GO): regulation of DNA-templated transcription
Source: RefSeq, a predicted model, not a curated record